Molecule: messenger RNA, 4806 nt
Organism: Polyodon spathula (Mississippi paddlefish)
Lineage: Eukaryota; Metazoa; Chordata; Actinopteri; Acipenseriformes; Polyodontidae
Product: zinc finger protein 385C-like
Exons: 11
Coding region: 24-1853 (609 amino acids)
Cellular component (GO): nucleus
Molecular function (GO): zinc ion binding; nucleic acid binding
Source: RefSeq, a predicted model, not a curated record
CAGCGCAAACAGAGAGAGAGAAUAUGUUAGAAACUGGCGACUACGGAGAUAGCCGGAGACGAAACGGCACAGGAAUGAAGCGGCCCUUGAGCCCCGUGCCACUGGGGGAGAAUAGCCUGUCGGGGGCCUCCUCAGACCUGAUGAACGUCUCAGAGCCACACCCAGCCUCUUCGGAGCAGCGAGCUAAGAGGGAAAAGAAGCAUCAGACCUACACCCUCUGUGAGGUGUGUAACAUCCAGCUGAACUCCCCGGCCCAGGCCCAGAUCCACUACAACGGCAAGUCUCACCAGAAACGACUCAAGCAGAUCAACAAGGGCAAACCAGCCAGCAGCCAAGGUUCCCCAGUUCAGAGCAGCCCCCUGCUGGCCACUCUUCCUGUCCCGGGUCGGUCUCUGCAGCCCCAGUUGGACCUGAAACACUUCCUUCCCUUCCGGCUCAAUGGCUCGUCUCCUCUCAGCCUCUUCCCCAAUUUCAGCACCAUGGAUCCUGUGCAGAAGGCAGUUAUCAAUCACACCUUCGGCGUCCCGCAGCCUCUCAAGAAGAAACAGAUCAUCUCCUGCAACAUCUGCCAUCUGAGAUUCAACUCCACGAACCAAGCGGAGGCGCACUACAAAGGCCACAAGCACAUGCGGAAACUCAAAGCCAUUGAAGCGCAGAAGCACAAGCAGAUGACCCACGGGGCCGUGGUGUCGGCAGCAAGGAAGAGAGGGAGGGAGAGGGUGAGCAAGCCCCUCCCCACCCUCCUGGAGCCCACGCCAGCGCUCCUGGAUACCACCCUACACGAGGAGAGCGAGGGUCUACAAGACUGUGUGGAGGAGGAGAAGGUAGAGGAGGAGAAGGGCAGCUUGCGGAUGCUGACACCCGUCUCUGAGGUCUCCUCCCUGGAGCUGCCUCAUACCGCGUCCUCGCUCGUGUCCCCGGCCUCUGAACUGUCAGAGAGCAUUUCCGAGGGCAGCGUCACGUCCCCCAUCGACCCAUUCGAGGAGGGGGGCACAGAGACCAAAUCCAGUGAGGCAGAGGAUAAAGACCCCAAGAAGAGCAAGCAGCACCUCCACUGCCCCGUCUGCAAAGUGACUGUCAACUCAACAUUGCAGCUUGAGGCACACAACAGUGGGGCCAAACAUAAAUCGAUGCUGGAAGGACAGGGCAGUCAACCACGGAGGAAGAGUAGAGUGCUUCUGCCUCGGUCAGCCUGCAAAACCAAACGCAUCGGCAACAAGGGCAGCGUGGGGAUCCAGAACAAAGCCUUCCACUGCGAGGUGUGCGAGAUCUACCUCAACUCAGACACUCAGCUCAAGCAGCACAUGAACAGCAGGAGGCACAAGGACAGGCUGGCUGGCAAACCCCCCAAGCCCAAGUACAGCCCUCACAGCAAGAGCCAGCAGAACUCAGUCUUAGCGAAUGUGAGGUGGGGCAGUUACGCCGGCAGGGGGGCGGUGUCUGCGAUGAAGAAAGUCUUUGGCCGUUGCAAUCUCACCUCACUGUCUUCUCAGGGAAAGUCAACCCCGAAUUUUCUAGACAUCUCUACUGCUGACCCACUUGCAGCUGUGGAUCGGGUCUGGUACCAGCUGCUCAAGCAGUCCAGCCUAGGACGCGCCAGAGGUCCACUGGACCCCCUCCACACCAAACUGGCCCUGCAGAAGCAUCUCUCCAAGACGCUGGCAACCAGCUUCUUGCCAAGCCCACUGAGCCCUGCAACCCUGUGCACCAUGGCAGCCAACCCCCUAGCAUUGCGACACCCAGCCGGCACUGGCACCCUCAUCCAGGCCCCCCUCCUCGGACCAGCCUUAUUCCGACCCGCUCCCGGGCCCCUGCGAGCCGCCCACGCGCCCUUCAUGUUCGCUCCCUAUUAGACCCCACCCUUCCUGGGGCAGGGGCACUGUGAUCACGGACAUACCUGACUGUAUUAGGGAGGCAACAGGAACUAUGCAGUGGUAGCUAAGAACAAAAAAUGUAUAUGGUUUGUGAUUAAUACACAGCGUGUGGCUCUAAGGCUGCCAUUGCACAGGGAUAUUUUGGGUUGAAUUUUAACUCUUUCAUGCAUGAAAGAGUUGCCGUUGAUACAAGCUAAUUGGAAAAUGGCACACUUUCAACAUCACAGUUGUAUCAAAAUAAUGCUGCCCUUAUUUUUUUGAAUACUUUUAGAAAUUACUGCAUUUUCCCUAUUCAUCAAUCUGCAAUUCAGUGACGGUUAAUAGCAGGAAAAUAACUGAUAAUUAUUUAUUUUUUAUUAUCUGUAUUUAAAAAGUAUUACCAAAUAGCUGUUCCAAUUUCAUAACCUAUGCAGCAGGAAAUUUCACUUGCUAUGCUGUAUGUCUGAUAUAUAUAUAUAUAUAUAUAUACACACACACACACACACAUGAUGUGAAAGCCCUUUUUUAUUGAUGCUAGUGUAAAUUAAAACAAUUAUUCCAAUGCUGUCAGAGCCUAAGAAUUUCAGCUGCAGUUUUCCUGUUGAGUACAAUCAUUUACAUUAUACCUCUUCUUUUUUGACAACAGCCCCCCCUACAGUCAUAACUAAAAUUGCUAAUAGAAGUGGAUAUACAUUUUUUUUGUUUGUUUGGGUAAACACAGGGGUUUCAGCACUUUGAAGACAAAGUCGUGAGUCUGUGUCUUUUUACUGAAACUCCUGUAAACAGAAGCUUUGUAUCGGGGGGGAUAAAUGCGUGGGUGAUUUUAUUAUCCGAAAUUGUAAAAUAAAUAUAAUAUAGUAAAUAAAGUAGAUUAUUAUUAGAACUGUUAUUAUUACAGUUGAAAAUAAAAAAAAAAGAAAAUCCAUCUAUUCAUUACCUGCAUUGAUGUGUAUGUACAGUACAGCUCAGUAGUUCUGGGAUAAACAAAACCUUACAAGGAGCCUUGGAAGAGCUUGUAAGUUUGUCCUUUUUUUUUUUUUUUGCACAAAUGUAUUUUUUCUUUUAAAAGAAAAACAAACAACCAAAAUGUGUGGAUUUGUUAAAAUGUUGUUCUGUGCUAGGGUGGUUUAUUUUUCAGCUCCUAAACUGGAAAACAAACUGUCAAAACAAAAGAAGCAGGCCUUCAUGAAUUUUGGGGCCUGCAGUGGUUGUGAGGGCUGUGGAUGGGCGGAGGCAAUGUUUGUCAGUGCGGCUUGUGGUGCAUUUAAUACCUUAUAGUCAUCUGUUUAAAAGCCAAUGUUCCUUUUUGAUGUGUCUUUCAAAAUGUCUUAAAACCAGGGGUGUGUUCAAUAAGCAGAGUGCCCUCUCGUGGCGCCCUGUAACGUACGUUAGCAGAACGGUCUGCUAUUUUUGUAAUGUAAUGUUACUGACACUUUUCGUUUAGCACAUAAGGCGCUUGUCAGAUUUGUCACAUUAUAAAUAGUCCAUGCUUCCUUUUCUAAUACAAUCGGCACUUUAAAAAAAAAAAAAAACAUUAGUUUUUAAAAGCCAAAAUGACAACUAAAAUAUUACUUAUCACACAUGUGUUGGUCAUACAAAUCCAUAUUUGAAAAAAUCAAUUUGCAGCCACUGCACUGGCCAUUUUGAACCUCCAGAGAGACAGUUCUGAGCUGGACUCGCUACUGUUAGGACGCACGCACGGCGUGCGCAUCGAUCAGUCGAAAAAGACACGUACCGCUCGUGGGGCAUUCUGCUUGCUGAACGCACUCGAGCGCCAGCAUUUCAUGCUGUCAAUACUGGAAAGUAUUUUUGCUUUUUGUUUUAAUACAAAAGGCUUCCAAAAGUCUCCCCAUUACAACAACAAAAAUCACUGGUCAUUAUUUCUAAUAUGACAUGCAUUAUUUUACCAGUGAUUAGAUGGCUAUCAGGUAUUGCUCUACCUGGGUGGUUUGUGUAGCCCUGAAAUAAGCCUCAACAAUUAUGAUCAUUGAUUUAAUAUUAAUAUAAGGAUACUGCUUUAGAAAAGGUGAGGUUUUGCUGUGCUUCUGAAGUGUACUACAAAAAACAGGUCUGCUAUAUACACUAGGAUAUUCUGCAGUGUCAGGUGGCUGAAGGACCUAUUCUAGCACCAUAAGGACUGGUCGAUAGUACAUAGAUGAAGGACUAUACAUCUGUGUAGAGAGUCUGAUGGAAAAUUUGAAAAAAUAAACCUUAUAGCAAUGUUGUCACUUGAAAUUGGUGACAGAAACCAUAUCUUUAACCUUAUCAGGAAAUCUUAAAGGAGUUUAAUUCUGAGCAAUAAAAAGGGAUAGCAGUUUGCAGAGUACCUGCGUCCUAGCUUGGGGAAGGAGGGUAUUAACAGAUGUAUUAAAUGCCAAAGCCAUCUUUUUUGAAGGAAGGGUAGACGUUUACUUUAGGAGGCAAGUUUAGAUGCAAAGCUUUAAAGAAAUGUCGCUUUUAAAAAAAAAUAGGUGCCAGUUACAAGAAAUGUAAAAGAUUAUUAUGGGUGAGUUUAGGGUUGUCUACCCAAUUUAACUGCUAUUUCACUGUGCCACUAUCCCAUAUAGCCUGGUUUAGCUAAGCCAUAUAGACUUAGCUAUAGUCUGCACUAGGACCCUUUCUUGUUGGGACGGGGCGUAGUGCCUGGUGGCUGUUUUUUUUUUAACCCCAGGUAGAUGAAAAGCCAACAAGGGUACACAGGCUAAAUGUCAAUGCUAAAAUCAGCCCACUAUUUUAAGUAAAGGGACUUUAUGAACUAAGUGGUAGAUAAUGCUUUCCUAGCUAUAUUUAAAUGCUGCCUGGCAUUAAAUAAACUAAUCCAGUGCUUGGAUCAGCAAAGAAGAAAAAAGCUGCAGUGUUUGUUUGGUACAAUACUGAGGCGUUUCAAUUUCUCGGCGGACUCUUGAGCAUCAGAGUCAAUAAGCUCACAGGCAUUCUCAUUCAGAGAGAUCAU